AUGUCGCCUCACAAAGUCGACCUCGAGGUCGAUGGACUCAAGAUAAAGAUUGCCAUUGAUCGUGGAGGCACAUUUACCGAUUGUUUGGGGAUCGUUGAAGGUCGCAGCGAUGAUAUCGUUGUCAAACUCUUAUCCCAAGAUCCUGGUAACUACCAAGAUGCACCUAUUGAGGGUAUCCGAAGAAUUCUGGAGGAGGCCACUGGCCGAUCGUUUCCCCGGAGUCGAAAACUCGACAUCAGCAGCUUCUCCGACUUCAGUGUUCGAAUGGGCACCACCGUCGCCACGAAUGCGUUGCUUGAACGGAAAGGAGAACGGAUCGCACUAUGCAUCACCAAGGGAUUCAAAGACGCAUUGAUCAUCGGCAAUCAAUCCCGCCCCAAACUCUUCGCUCUGAAUAUCGAACGGCCCGAGGUUUUGUUCAAGGAUGUCAUCGAGAUCGAUGAGCGUGUGACUGUCGAAGACUACCAACAAAAUCCCCAGCCGGACCACGAAGCUCUUUUGAAGGCGCUUGAAAGUGACCCCGAGCUCGUGAAGGGAGUCAGCGGAGACGUGAUUCGCGUUCUACAGAAACUGGACGAGGACAAGACCCGUAGAGACCUUCAAGGUCUUUACGACCAAGGCUACAGAUCCAUCGCAGUCUGCUUGGCACAUUCUUACACCUUUCAAGAACAUGAGCUGGCCGUCAGAAGGAUCGCCGAGUCGGUUGGGUUCACCCAGAUCUCGCUGUCCAGUCAACUGCUGCCGAUGAUCAAACUGACAUCCCGAGGUGCAUCUGCCACGGUGGACGCUUACUUGACACCCAUCGUCAAGAAGUACAUUGAAGGUUUCCGCGCUGGUUUCGAAGACGGGCUCAGCUCUAGCAAUACGCGCUGCGAAUUCAUGCAGAGUGACGGUGGCCUCGUCACAUUUGACAAGUUCUCCGGUCUACGCGCAAUUCUUUCCGGACCUGCUGGUGGCGUUGUAGGGCAUGCUCGCACCUCCUUUGACCCCAGGGUCAAUGUUCCAAUCAUCGGAUUCGACAUGGGAGGGACAUCCACCGACGUAUCACGUUUCGACGGGACAUUUGACCAAACAUUCGAGAACACCACUGCCGGCAUCACCGUCAUGGCACCGCAAUUGGACAUCAACACAGUGGCUGCCGGAGGAGGCUCUAUCCUGUUCUGGCGCUACGGACUGUUCGUAGUUGGCCCAGAGUCCGCAGGAGCACACCCGGGACCUGCGUGCUACAGAAAGGGCGGACCUCUCACUGUGACUGACGCCAAUCUCUUCCUUGGGAGAUUGUUGCCUCAAUACUUUCCAAAAAUCUUUGGGCCAAAGGAAAACGAACCCCUUGACCUGGAAAUCACCCGGCAGAAGUUUGAGGCCCUGGCUGAUCAGAUAUCCAAGGAGAUCGGACAAGCUAAGACGGCGGAGGAAGUGGCACUCGGUUUUCUCGAAGUAGCCAACGAGUCGAUGGCAAAGCCUAUUCGAGCGCUCACUCAAGCGAGAGGCUUUGACACGUCAACACAUCAUCUUGCUUCUUUCGGUGGAGCAGGAGGGCAGCAUGCUUGUGCCAUUGCCUCGUCUCUGUCCAUCAAGACCGUCAUCAUCCACCGGUAUUCCUCGAUCCUCUCGGCGUACGGUAUGGCACUUGCAGAUGUCGUCCACGAAGCGGCCGAGCCUGCGUCAAUGACCUUGAACGAGAAGAACACUCCCGAGAUCAAGCAUCGCAUUGAUGGCCUCAAGGAAAAAGUCCGGCGAGAGCUCACGGAUGAUGGCAUCCCCGAAGCAACGAUUCAGUAUGAAGUAUACCUCAAUCUCAGAUAUGCCGGGACAGACAAUUAUCUGAUGGUGCUUGAACCCGCAGAUGGAGAUUUCAAGCAGGCUUUCAUUGCAGAACACCGACGCGAAUUCACAUUCACAUUCGAGAAUCGCGAUGUCCUGAUCGAGACGUUGCGAGUUCGGGGCGUUGGCAAAUCCCUUGCUCUUCCACCAGAGACUCCCUAUGACGCUCUUGAAAAGCUUUCAUUCUCGUCUCUGACAACAGACCAAGCAGACGACGAGACAUCAAUGUAUUUUGGUGGUGCAGGUUGGCUCCGUUCGCCUGUCUUCUUCCUUGGUAAAACGACUCCUGGCAGCCUGAUCCCCGGACCAGCAGUCAUUCUGGACAAGACGCAGACCAUCAUCGUCGAGCCAAAUGCCACAGCACGUAUCCUCCCGCGGCACGUGGUGAUUGACAUCCCAGCCACCAAGGCAGUGUCGGAACAGACCCACGUCGUCGACCCUAUCCGUCUGUCCAUCUUCGGACACCGCUUCAUGUCCGUGGCCGAACAAAUGGGUCGCAUGUUCCAAAAGACGUCAGUGUCGACCAACAUCAAAGAGCGAUUGGAUUUUUCAUGCGCCAUGUUCUCUCCGGACGGCAAACUCGUCGCCAACGCUCCACAUGUCCCCGUGCACCUGGGCUCCAUGGAAUACGCAGUCCGCUAUCAACAUCAGCUGCACAUCACCGGUUCACCGUUGAAGCCGGGCGAUCACAUCCUCACCAACCACCCCUUGGCCGGCGGCACUCACCUUCCCGACAUCACCAUCAUCAGCCCUGUGUGGGACCAAAAGGGCGAGAACAUCAUUUUCUACGUCGCGUCUCGUGGCCACCACGCCGAGAUCGGCGGCACGCGUCCCGGCUCGAUGCCCUCAGACAGCAAGAUGCUGUACGAAGAAGGUGCCAUGACCAUGGGUUUCAAGAUCGUCUCGGCCGACCACUUCGACGAAGAAAGAGUCCGAAAGUUCUUGUGUGACGAACCGGCCUCGUUCCCCAACUGCAGCGCCACGCGCACGUACAAGGACAACGUUUCCGACCUCAAGGCCGCCAUCGCCGCCAAUCAACGUGGUGCGGACCUCAUACAGGAAAUGAUCGAUGCGUUCGGCCUGCAGACGGUGCACUUUUACAUGGACGCGAUCAAAGCGAACGCGGAAGUCGCGGUGCGGGAAUACCUCAAGAAGGUCAGCAAGGAGACGGCUGGCAAACCCCUCAGGUUCAUCGACUACAUGGACGACGGCAGCCCUAUCAAGCUCGAGAUCCGCAUCGACGCCGCAACAGGAGGCGCCGAGUUUGAUUUCACGGGCACUGGACGAGAAACGUUCAACUGUCUGAACGCGCCCAAGGCCAUCACGCACUCGGCCAUCAUAUACUCACUCCGGUGCCUGAUCAACGUCGACAUCCCGCUCAACGAAGGUUGUCUGGCGCCGUGUAAGGUCAUCAUCCCCGAAGGGACACUGUUGAAUCCAUCGGGCUACGCGGCCGUAUGUGCGGGCAACCCGAUCACGAGCCAGCGCAUCACGGACACGAUCCUGGGUGCGUUUGGAGCCUGCGCGGCGUCGCAGGGCGACUGCAACAUUAUCUCCUUUGGUAUGGGAGGAGGGAAAGAUGCCGAGGGCAACGAAGUCGCGGGCUUCGGCGUGGGCGAGACGAUAUGCGGCGGUUCGGGCGCGGGACCGUUCUGGCACGGGACGUCGGGCGUCCACGUGCACAUGACCAACACUCGCAUCACCGACGUCGAGGUUUAUGAGUUGCGGUAUCCGAUCAUCUUGCGACAGUUUUCGCUCCGUAAAGGUUCGGGUGGAAAAGGUCAGUUCAACGGCGGCGACGGCGUGACGCGUGAGAUCGAGUUCAGGAUCCCCCUUUCCGCGUCCAUGUUGAGUGAGAGGAGGGUGUAUCCCCCCUAUGGCAUGGCAGGUGGAGGACCCGGGCAAGUUGGGUUGAACCUGUACAUCAAAACGGAACACGACGGGACGGAACGCACGAUCAAUAUCGGUGGGAAGAUGGAAUUGAGUAUGCAACCUGGAGAGAGACUUGUCAUUAAUUCCCCCGGAGGUGGUGCUUGGGGUGCGCCUGCCUCUGUCGAGGAUGUCGUCGCGGAGAAGACUUCACUCUUGACGGCCGCGGCUUCAUCAAAGAGGCAGUUUGAACCUAGAGGCAGCGUUUUUGAUUGGGAUUCGGCGGCUCAAGCUGCACAGUGAUUAUGAUGCGACAUAUGAGUGAGGUACGAGGCAUGUGGCACGAGGGACGAAUAAUGUAUGCAUGGAUGGGAGAAAGGGGGAAGGGG
Messenger RNA from Exophiala oligosperma, 4082 nucleotides. RefSeq lists its product as uncharacterized. The record is from RefSeq and is a predicted model, not a curated record. Gene Ontology annotation, biological process: glutathione metabolic process. Gene Ontology annotation, molecular function: 5-oxoprolinase (ATP-hydrolyzing) activity. Gene Ontology annotation, cellular component: cytosol. NCBI's taxonomy places the organism in Eukaryota, Fungi, Ascomycota, Eurotiomycetes, Chaetothyriales, Herpotrichiellaceae. The coding region runs from base 1 to 3996 and encodes 1331 amino acids. The transcript is spliced from 4 exons.